GAGCUCCCUAGGAUACAGGAGCACUUACAGAUCACUCCGCGGGUGGCAUCCUUGGGCAAUUCAAUGUUCUUUCUCGGCCUUUUCAUUCCUACUCUGUUCUUUUGGCCGCUGCCCUUACUACACGGACGGAAACCUUAUCUUUUGCUCUCGAUUGCGUUUAUGCUUCCAUUGCAGCUUCCGCAGGCGUUAUCGCUACCGCCGCAUACCGUCCAACCAAGCGUUUCGUUUACAAUGCAACCCUAUGUUGUCUGCCUGCUUUUCUUUCGUAGUUUCUCUGGGAUAGUGCUUGGAUUUGCGUUCAUGAAUUCCCUGGCGACGAUCCUCGACUUGUUUGGCCCUGACACUGGAGCCUGCUGUCGCGGCGGCGUAGUCUACAACAGUCCCGUCCCCAUAGAAGGUCAAAACGUGUAUAACAAUAUUCCCGGGGGCGAUGCCGGUGUGAGGACGGGGGCGUGGAUUGGUAUCUUCACUUGGCUAUUUGUCGCAUCUCCAGCUGUUGGGUAUCUAUUCGGAAAGAUAACAGUUGACGCCACGGAUCCUGCUUGGGGAUUCUGGACAGUCAUGAUUCUUGCCGGCUUCGUUCUGGUCUUGGUCGUUGUAGCGCCGGAAGUUCGACCACCGUGGAAAAUGACCCACAAACCAGAACAUCGGUCCGCCGCUAAGGGAGCUACAGAAAGAGGAGAACUCAAGCUGGUCAUGUUUGGAACUUCGCCGGAAUACUGGUGGGAGGAGGUCUGGGCUGGCAUGGUAUUGACUUGGAAGAUGCUCCAUCAAAAGGGCUUCUUGAUCAUCGCAGUGUACUUUGGAUGGGUCUUUGGCUAUCUCAUGCUGGUUAUGAUGCUCCUGUCGUCGCUUAUUACCACAACCUACGGAUUCGCCACUACUGACAUUGGCCUUGCGGUUUUUGCGCUUGCCGCGGGAGCCCUACUUGUUAUUCCAACUCAACUCUGCAAGCUGUAUCGUUCCAAUUUCCGACAUCGUUCGAGUGUAGCGAUACACAACAAUAAUUACGGUCAUAAAGAUGUUGGACAACAUCCUUUCCGAGCCGUACUCUGGACCGGUGCUAUUCUGCUACCAAUGGCGAGUAUCGCCUUAACCAUUUCGGCCGCGGGGCCCCCGGUUCACUUCAUGGCCCCUGUAUUCUUUACAGCGGUUGUCUCAUUUUCCGGUGCCAUGGUCAUCGCAGAGUGUUACAACAUGAUGAUGGACAAUUUCGACAUAUCCGAUCUUCCAGAACCCGCUCUUACACCGGGGUCUGGGUCGCUAUCGAACUCGACGACACAUCAGCACCGAACACAACUACCGGCCAGCCUCCACCGAUAUGACGAGAGCUUUACAACGUCGCAUCCCUGUCUCAGCUCCGGUCUGGCAAUUUUCCACGGGAUUGCAUUUUUGUUUGCCGCAAUGGCGGUUGGGGUUAGCGCUAGUUUGGAGGACGCCGGUUUGGUACGUACCGGGUUAGCUGUCUACACGGCGUUGACUUGUGGCAUGACGGUGGCAUUGGUUUUUGCACUUAGGAGAAACACAACGGCGAGAUCGGCAGAAGUGUUCAGUAACGGCGGUAGGCGAGGGAGAGAUGCGAGGGUUAGUCUUUUGCAACAGUCGUGGGGAACGAGGUGGACUGAGGUCAAUGGGAUGGAAUGGUGGGAGGACGCGGACCAACAGGCGGUUUAGCGUUGAAAUGGGGGUUUGUUUUUCGUUUUCUGCUGCCAACCUUUGCUGCCAGCCUUUUGAUAGAGGAGUGAUUGGAUAAUGGAGUCAGGCGUUUGGAGUCAGGCGUUGAGUGCAGAAAAGGCGGUGACAGCAGUGACUCGGGGUGACUGAAGGGUUAGG
Tricharina praecox is the source of this 1833-nucleotide messenger RNA. RefSeq lists its product as uncharacterized. NCBI's taxonomy places the organism in Eukaryota, Fungi, Ascomycota, Pezizomycetes, Pezizales, Pyronemataceae. The coding region runs from base 64 to 1674 and encodes 536 amino acids. The transcript is spliced from 2 exons. Gene Ontology annotation, biological process: transmembrane transport. Gene Ontology annotation, molecular function: transmembrane transporter activity. The record is from RefSeq and is a predicted model, not a curated record.